CGAGCCGCACCACAGGAGCAAACCUUUUUUUAUUUUCCCCCAUUUAGCAAAUAACUAUAAAAAUAAUUAAUCGCCCGAUGAAUCGGUCAUGAUAAUAAUGAACUUGGUGCCUGCUGGUGUCGAUUAUUCGUGAUCUUCGCGGCGUGCGUGCGGUAAAAGUGAAAAUCAAAGAACUACGAAACCGGUUCAAACUGGCGACCGACAGCGGCAGCGGCAAGUCCAACAUGGCCUCUACGUCGGCCCGGAUCAUCCAAACGAAUUCAGCGUGGUUUCAGAAGAAGAUCAAUCUGAGGCCUCAGCACCGAGGCGUCCAUCUGGUCACCGAGGAGAUUCUGAGGCAGAUCCCGGAGCUGUCGCAGUUUGCCAUGGGGCUCUGUCACGUCCAAAUUCUUCAUACUAGUGCUAGUUUAGCUCUAAAUGAAAGUUGGGACCCGGACGUUAGGGACGACAUGGAAAUGAUGCUAAACAAAAUUGUUCCUGAGGGAUUGCCUUAUCGGCACUCGUGUGAGGGACCAGACGAUAUGCCCGCCCACGUGAAAGCCUGUUUCCUAGGCUCAUCUUUAACCAUUCCAAUAACCGAGGGCAAACUAAAUCUCGGAACCUGGCAGGGCGUUUGGCUGUGCGAGCACCGAGACCACGCCGGGUCUCGCAAACUCCUCGUCACCCUCAACGGCUGUCUGAGGAGCGGAGCAGAAGCCAACUGCACUCCUCUUAGUCCCGUCAGUCCCAUGGCGAGUACCAGCAGUUAGGGAAAGCACUCGGGCCAUUCUCUGUCCAAGCACUGAGAAUGUGACCCGAGUUUAGUAAUUGUUACAGGGUGUUUGAAAAUUUUCUUGCCCAAUUAUUAUUGUAUUUAUACUUGUUUUAUUCACCUGGUUGGAAUAUUUAACAGAACAAACCCAUCUAUUUUUUUUUUCUUAUUUCUUUACAAUAAUUAAUUUGAUUUAAUAAAAUAUCAACUAAAAUAAUUAUUGUUGGACAAUUCCGGCUGAUUUUUAGACACCCUGUAUCAUUGGUCUAAUAUAUUUAAAAAAAAUGGACUAAAACCAAAUAUACCUAACGACAAUAUGUACAUAGGUGUACAUUGUAAUAUAACAUUAUUAUUAUGUAAUAAUAGGUAUUGUAUUUUUUUAUUUUUUGGUUAUAGGAUUGUAGAUAAUAAUAAUUAUUGUUUAAAGAAAGAAAAGUGGUGGCUGUGUACUUUUAAUAAUAAUUGAGAAAAUGGAAGAAGCAAAAAUUUGGGUUAGUUUUUUCAAUAAAUGGGUACAUUUUGUUUCUUCCAGUUUCGUUAUUAUUCAAGGAGGCAAAUUGUUGUUGUUUUUUGUACACAGAACAGUUGGUUUCUUUUUCGUAAAUUUUUCCCAUUUUUCCUAAAUAUUUACAAAUUGCAAUUUUUUUUUAGGCAAAAACAAUGCAGCAUUUUCCAAAAAUAAUUGUUAGUAUGCCCACAGGACUUUUAGUACAAAUAUUUUUGAAAUAAGAAUUAGUUUAGAGAAAACAAAUCUGAAUUGAGUGAGAAGUUGAAAAACUCUUAGUAGAGAAAAAGAUGCACUCUGUCACAUUUUAAUUUUUUUUCUGAAUAAUGAGCAACAUUGGAAAAUACUGGAAAAUCAACUUUCAAAAUCUAAAUUAAACAAAAUGCACCCUCUUACAUUGUGACGUUUUUCUAAAAAACUAAUGAGAUGAAAAUGUUGAAACUUUUGGAGUAAAAAGACAAGAAUUGAAAACUCAUCAUAUUGAAAUUUUAAAUUUUUCCAGUGAAAAACCACAACAUGAGAAAUUCUUGAUUAAAUUAAAUACCGUCUAAAAAUAUUUGUACAAAAUCAAAGCCCUUUAUAACGCAAUAAUAAUAAACUACUUUAUGCUGAAAUAAUUUCUAGUAUAAAGCCAAAACACACGAAAAUUUAUCUAACUUAAAUAGCUAGCAGCCUUUUAAAUAUGUAAUAACUUGUACAUAACGUCAUUACGGGUUGUAAAUUGUAUAGGGCGUUUUUGUUUAUAUGCGGGAUUGAUGUAUCUGUCUGUCUUCCUUUUUAAUUAUUUAUGAAUUUUAUAUACCUUUUGAUAAUCCAGACUCAAAGAUUUUGUCUGGCUUAUAGAGGUAAAUUAUUUUAAUUUUAACAAGAACAGGGUAUAAUUAAUGCUUUUCUUUUUUUUCAUAAACAUGUAGAUAAUUUUUUAAUGAAGAUCACAUCACAUUAUUAUCUCAAUUUAUUUUAUAUUAUUCAUUAUUAGUCUAGUAAGUGGCACAUUAUGUCACUAGACUCCAGUCAAAAUAUUUAACAAGAAAUCCAUUUAAUAUUGUAACAAAAGACAUCUUGUUAAGUUAUUAUUAUAUAAGUCACCUCCAGGAUUUGUAAUUGUUAUAAGAUCUUCAAACCUUCAUAUAUUUUUCUUUACAACUGUCAUAUUUGGUCUUUUGAGGACAGAUAAAUACUUUAUCACACCUGUAUAGUAUAAUAUUGAGUAUAGGUCACUGCCACUAUUGCAAGAAAAAAAUAAAUUGUAAAUAUAGUUUUUUUUUUUAGAUUAGUUUGUUUUUGAUUUGUUUGUUCUGCUCACAGAUUGCGUACGGAGCGUCGAUUUUGUUGUGUCCUCUUUUUUAAUAAAAAAAAUCGAAUUUUUA
Molecule: messenger RNA, 2626 nt
Organism: Ceutorhynchus assimilis (cabbage seed weevil)
Lineage: Eukaryota; Metazoa; Arthropoda; Insecta; Coleoptera; Curculionidae
Source: the annotation of a GenBank genome assembly